ACCUUAAAUUAUUCCAAGAUUUAUAAUCGUAUUUAGUUUUCUUUUCUUAUAAAGAAAAAUAAGGCAAGCUGGCCGGUGCUACUAGUGCCCACCACACAAAAGCAUAUACAUUAAGAUCCUUCACUCCAUUCAUGUAAUCAUAAAAUAAAUAUUAAAUAGUCACACACUUGAUAGCAUACAUAUAUAUAUAUAUAUAAUAUUAGAGUGAGUUAAAAUAAGUUAACAACGAAAUGGCUACGAAGAAUCUCUUAUUGCUUCUUUUAUCUCUCUUUCUCACCCUAAACCUUGUCACCGCUCAACUCAGCCGCAACUUCUACGCCGGAAGUUGUCCCAACGUCGAACAAAUCGUCAGAAACGCCGUUCAACAAAAGAUCCAACAAACUUUCACCACCAUCCCUGCUACUCUCCGCCUAUAUUUCCACGAUUGUUUCGUCAAUGGUUGUGAUGCCUCGGUGAUGAUAGCGUCGACGGACAAUAAUAAGGCGGAGAAAGAUCAUCCUGAUAAUUUAUCAUUGGCCGGAGAUGGAUUCGACACCGUCAUUAAAGCUAAACAAGCACUCGACGCCGUUGCAAAUUGUCGUAACAAAGUUUCUUGCGCUGAUAUUCUCACGAUUGCUACUCGUGAUGUUGUUAAUCUCGCGGGUGGGCCAAGAUAUGAAGUGGAAUUAGGAAGGCGUGAUGGGCUAUCGUCUACGGCGGAUAGCGUCGAAGGUAAGCUGCCACAUCCGACGGACAACGUCAACCAACUCACUUCACUUUUUGCCAAAAACGGCCUUAGCCGUAAAGACAUGAUCGCUCUCUCCGGAGCACACACAUUAGGAUUCGCUCAUUGCAAGCUAGUGUUCAACAGGAUUUACAAUUUCAACAGCACAACUCAAGUAGACCCUACAGUUAACAAAGAUUACGUGGCAGCGUUACAAGGGUCAUGUCCUAGAAAUGUAGAUCCAAGCGUGGCUAUAAACAUGGACCCAACAACACCUAGACAAUUCGACAACGUUUACUACCAAAACUUGCAGCAAGGAAAAGGAUUGUUCACGUCAGAUCAAGAUUUGUUCACAGAUAGUCGGUCAAAGCCAAUCGUUAACUUAUGGGCCAGUAAUGCAAAGCUGUUUAACCAAGAUUUUGUUAACUCCAUGAUCAAGCUUGGUAGAGUUGGAGUUAAAACCGGUCGUAAUGGUAACAUCCGUCGUGAUUGUGGAGCUUUCAAUUGAAUUUAUAUAUAUAUAGAAUCAUUUUUAUGUCCAUUAAGUUUGAAUUAGGGUUGAGAAUGGUCUCAUGAUGCUAGUCGAGCUUAAAUGUAAUAAAUCUCGGUUUUGGGUUUCAGUUUGUUAAAAGUAAAAUCACACCUAAAGUUGUAUGCCGUUGUAAGUUAAUCUAAGAGUCUGAAUAAAUUUGAUUAAUUAUCAUA
Messenger RNA from Brassica napus (rape), 1408 nucleotides. RefSeq names its product peroxidase 50. Gene Ontology annotation, molecular function: heme binding; peroxidase activity. The record is from RefSeq and is a predicted model, not a curated record. The transcript has 4 exons. Gene Ontology annotation, biological process: hydrogen peroxide catabolic process; response to oxidative stress. The coding region runs from base 231 to 1211 and encodes 326 amino acids. Lineage: Eukaryota; Viridiplantae; Streptophyta; Magnoliopsida; Brassicales; Brassicaceae.